UUAGUAUUCACAUUUCAAUUCAGCUACAAUUAUGAUAUUUAAUCAAUCCUUAUUACAUGGUAAUGUUAGACUCCUACAAGACCCACCCCUAAAGCUGGUAAAGGGAUUUCAAGACGCAUCGAGUCGGUUGCAUCUCAAAAAGAGGUUCCCGGUCGAAAGUUGAAAAGCGAUGGUAAGGAUAUUCCAACGAAGGAUAUUCCAACGACGGCCGGGACAAAAUCUCAAAUUAUGAUGCGUCUUGAGAAAAUGGUGGAAGAGUCCGAUAUUAUGGACGGGUCCAUUCGUAGUAUAGAUUUUGAUGAAGGUGUUUUCGGAAAAGCUCAUUUCGAAAUAAUUGCAAAGGAGGACAUGCAACAACUUUUUGAGCACGACGAAUUGGGCAUCGCUAUCAUUCAUACAUACAUAUGGUAUAUGUAUGACAAAUUGAUGCGGGGAACUGAAUUGUGUAACCGUUUCAAUUUUAUUGCUGCUUCCCGUGUCAACGCAACGUUAAUAUCGAAAAAUCCAACAUCCGUAAAGAAUGAUCUAGUCGAUAGAUUCAUGGCGGCCGGCGAUAAUACUACACGCAGUUUGUAUUUUUUACCGUUUAAUUCUGGCAACGGGUUAGAUUUUCUUUCUAAUAAUUUCAUUCUAAUCUAUGUAUAUCUUUUACGUAGAAAAUUUUCAUUCAUCUAAAUUUUUGUUUUAUUUUACAGUGGUCACUGGGUGUUGGUUG
Lathyrus oleraceus (garden pea) is the source of this 715-nucleotide messenger RNA. RefSeq lists its product as uncharacterized. The record is from RefSeq and is a predicted model, not a curated record. Lineage: Eukaryota; Viridiplantae; Streptophyta; Magnoliopsida; Fabales; Fabaceae. The transcript has 3 exons. The coding region runs from base 229 to 675 and encodes 148 amino acids.